AUUGAUCCAAAGGCAUACAUCUUUCCAUUUUGUCUUUACUGCUAAUUUUUCCUGCUUAUGGGUCCUGCUAGGGCUGCUAAAGCCGGCUUAUACGUAUUAUUGAUAUGAUCUCAACAUUGUCGCUUCCUUGUUUCGUUUCCACCACUGUUUACUAGCUUUCAAUCAGUGCCACUAGAUUAUAUAUAUUUCAUCCGUUAAUCAUACCCCAGAAAAGAAAGCAAAGCUAUGGAGGAUCCUAAGAGACUGGAAGAAGGGUUAGGUCAUGAAAAUAAAGACCAGAAUGAGCAGUUUGGUGAGAAAGUGGAUAAAACUAAAGGUGGAGCCAUCAACCAUGAGAAAGAGGAAACAAAUACAGUAGUUGUGGUUGAACAAAAAGAAGAUCAUAAGCAGCUGCAGCAGCAACCACUGGUGAAGCAGAAGACCAAGAGGGUUGCAACCUUGGAUGCUUUUAGAGGGCUUACCGUAGCAUUGAUGAUAUUGGUGGAUAAUGCUGGGGAAGCAUACCCACGAAUAGAUCAUUCACCAUGGAAUGGGUGCACAUUGGCCGACUUUGUGAUGCCUUUUUUCCUCUUCAUUGUCGGGGUUGCAAUUGCUCUGGCUUUCAAGAGAAUUCCCAAGAAGAGGGAUGCAGUUAAGAAGAUAAUCAUACGGACAUUGAAGCUUCUAUUCUGGGGAAUUCUGUUGCAAGGAGGAUACUCACAUGCACCUGGGGAUCUCUCUUAUGGGGUGAACAUGAAAUUUAUUAGAUGGUGUGGCAUUCUCCAGAGGAUAGCAUUGGUAUACAUGUUUGUGGCACUGAUAGAGACGCUAACCAUCAAGCAAAGACAAUCUGUGGUAGAGCCCGAUCAUUUUACCAUUUUCACGGCAUACCAGUGGCAAUGGAUUGGAGGGUUUGUUGCUUUUCUCAUCUAUAUGAUCACAACAUAUGCACUCUAUGUUCCGGAUUGGAGUUUCGAUGUGUACAGCCAUCAUAAACUGGAGAGAUACAUGGUCAAAUGUGGGAUGAGGGGACAUUUAGGACCUGCGUGCAAUGCUGUUGGGUAUGUUGAUAGAGAGGUCUGGGGCAUUAAUCAUCUGUAUCAAUCCCCUGUUUGGAGCCGCUUAAAGGCUUGCACUCUUAGUUCUCCAGGUUCUGGCCCUCUUCGCGAGGAUGCUCCUAGUUGGUGCCGCGCUCCAUUUGAACCUGAAGGCUUGUUGAGUACAAUCUCUGCUAUCCUCUCUGGCACCAUUGGCGUCCAUUAUGGUCACGUUUUGAUUCAUUUCAAGGGUCACUCUGAGAGGCUGAAGCAGUGGGUCUCAAUGGGGUUUGGCUUACUUAUUAUAGCCAUCAUCCUUCAUUUUACAGAUGCUAUUCCUAUCAACAAGCAGCUCUACAGCUUCAGCUAUGUCUGUUUCACAGCAGGAGCAGCAGGAAUUGUAUUCUCUGGAUUCUAUAUACUGAUUGAUGUUUGGGGAUUACGCACGCCAUUUUUAUUCCUGGAAUGGAUAGGAAUGAAUGCAAUGCUGGUAUAUGUGAUGGCCGCUCAAGGUAUCUUUGAAGGAUUUAUCAAUGGAUGGUAUUACAAGUCACCAGAUAACACGCUUGUCUAUUGGAUUCAAGAACAUGUCUUUAUCAAAGUUUGGCACUCUAAGAGGCUAGGGACACUCUUAUAUGUGAUAUUUGCUCAAAUCACAUUCUGGGCAGUAGUUGCAGGCAUAUUGCACAGAUUGGGCAUAUACUGGAAGCUUUGAGAAGUAAAAAUUGCUGAUAAGUUCAUGGAUUAGGCAAUUAGAAAAGCUUGUAAAGUUCACAUGUAUGAUUAAAAUAUUCCAGGUUUCUUUUCUCGUUUGUUGUGCUAUACAGGCUAGUUUAAGAUGACAGUUAGUGCUUCAA
This is a messenger RNA of Hevea brasiliensis (rubber tree), 1873 nucleotides long. RefSeq lists its product as uncharacterized. The record is from RefSeq and is a predicted model, not a curated record. NCBI's taxonomy places the organism in Eukaryota, Viridiplantae, Streptophyta, Magnoliopsida, Malpighiales, Euphorbiaceae. Bases 226 to 1731 code for a protein of 501 amino acids. The transcript is spliced from 13 exons.